GACCUAUAGGUUAUUUAGGUCCACAGUACACAUAUUGACAUGCAUGUGCUGCUACCCGUGUACCAGGAGUGCAUAGUUUUAGAGUCGUUUGUGUCGUGUUGUAGACACUAUUAAGUUUGUAGUUAUGUCUACAGUCUCCAAAGUAGUACUAGGUGUUUCUUUGGUUCUUAGUCUGGGAACGGUGGCUGGAGUUCAUAUCAAGCAGAACCUGGACAGAGAGAGACUGCAUGAAGGUGUCAUCAGGGAUCUUGAGAGACAGGCCCGUAAAAGGGAGAAUCUGCGACAGCUGGAAGAACAAAUCUCUCUCACCAAGGAGCUUGAGAUGGAACGGGAGAAGAGAGCAGCGGGCGCACAGACCUCCUAGAUUGACCUAGAUAUACUACACACCUGCUAUUGCCGUGCUGGAAACAACCAUCUACAUGCAGCAAAAUUGCCUAUAGCAAGAAGCAUUGGACCGGGAGUUUGUUAGUGUUCCUCCAGCUUGAAAAGGAUAUUUUUCUGCAUUUAUUAAAGAUAUUUAAUGGGG
Molecule: messenger RNA, 526 nt
Organism: Polyodon spathula (Mississippi paddlefish)
Lineage: Eukaryota; Metazoa; Chordata; Actinopteri; Acipenseriformes; Polyodontidae
Gene: pet117
Product: protein PET117 homolog, mitochondrial
Exons: 2
Coding region: 125-364 (79 amino acids)
Biological process (GO): mitochondrial respiratory chain complex IV assembly
Cellular component (GO): mitochondrion
Source: RefSeq, a predicted model, not a curated record